Molecule: messenger RNA, 2139 nt
Organism: Xyrauchen texanus (razorback sucker)
Lineage: Eukaryota; Metazoa; Chordata; Actinopteri; Cypriniformes; Catostomidae
Gene: tmem62
Product: transmembrane protein 62
Exons: 14
Coding region: 208-2139 (643 amino acids)
Molecular function (GO): hydrolase activity
Source: RefSeq, a predicted model, not a curated record
GUUUCCAAUGGUGGCGAUCACAGUGCGCUCAUUUGUUUAUCCAUUUGCGGCUCUGUCUACCCUUAAUUGAACCGAUGGACAUAUGAUGUUCUCUGUUUAAUUUAACUCAUUAGGCUUCUAAAACAUUUAGAGGAGAAGUGCAUGACCAGCUGCUCCAUGUGUGUGAUGUGUCCGGGAGCUCCGUGAACACAGGGGCAUUUCGGCAGGAUGCUCCGGCUGUUUGCAGCACUGCUGAUUGUUGGGAUUAUGCUCGCCUGCUUCACUUCCUGGGUGUUUGACAGCUAUGACACUGCUUGGCACUCUAAACGCAGUUUGGAUCAAUCCGGUGAUGAAAGCAUGAGCAUAAGCCUACCGUAUCCCGGCGGACAGCUGGAAAAUAUAUUUUGGUUUGUGCAGGUAUCUGACAUCCAUAUCAGUCGUUUCCGUGAUCCGAGACGCAUUCCAGAUUUUGAAAAGUUUUGUAGUAAAACUAUUGAUGUGAUAAAACCAGAUCUUGUGCUUGCCACAGGGGACUUAACAGAUGCAAAGACUGAGAGCAAAUUGGGCUCUCUCCAACAUGAGGUAGAGUGGCAGUCCUACCAGAACAUCCUUAAAAGAUCACGAGUGCUGGAGCGCACAAAAUGGAUUGACAUUCGGGGAAACCAUGAUGCCUUUAAUAUUAUAUCUUUGGAGAGUAUGAACAAUUACUACAGGAGGUACUCUGCCAAUCAGAAAGUUGGAUCCUUCCACUACAUCCACAGAACUCCCUUUGGAAACUACUCGUUUAUUUGUGCCGAUGCCACUCUAACCCCUGGGCCCAAACGGCCCUAUAACUUUUUUGGAAUCCUCAAUCAGACUCAGAUGGACUUGUUGGCGACAUUUAGAGAAGAGAGUCUGAGCAGUAACAAGUCCAUCUGGUUUGGGCAUUAUACCACAUCUACCAUCAUCUCCCCCUUUCCAGGAGUCCGAGAACUCAUGAGUACAGCUGUGGCAUAUCUAUGUGGGCACUUACAUACACUAGGAGGCUUCAUGCCAGUACUGCAUAGUAGACAUCAAGGAGGUACACUGGAGUUAGAGCUUGGAGACUGGAUGGACAACCGCAGGUACAGGAUACUGGCUUUCGAUCAUGACCUGCUUAGUUUCUCCGACUUGACAUUUGAGGACUGGCCAGCUGUGCUGAUCACCAAUCCCAAAGAGGCACAGUACCUGAACCCAGGAGUGGAGCCUCUGGGCCGCAUUCGCAGUUCAACACACAUCAGGGUCCUCGCCUUCUCAGAUUCAUCAAUCACAGCCGUGUUUGUGAGUGUGGAUGAAUUUCCACUGGGAAAAGCUGUUGGUGCAGGUGGACCACUGUAUGUGCUGCACUGGGAUCCAUCACUCUAUGCUACUGGACUGCACACCAUCAGUGUUAAAGUGGAGGACUCAGCAGGCCGCUCCAAUGUACGAGAGCAGCACUUCACCCUAGAGGAGGACCUCACCCCCAGCUUUGGCUUCAUGCAGUCCUUCAUCCUGCUCACAGAUCACUACAUACUGGCACGGAUUGCCUUUGUGGCAGUUGUGUUACUAAACCUAGGUGGGCUUGUAUUCUUCAGAUUUAUGCACGUGUCAUCUACAAGAGGGCUGUCUUCUCAAGUAUGGAUGUCCCUACAUCUUCUCAGUAAGAUGAACACCUUCUACUACUCUCUGCUGCUUUUCAACCUGUGCACAGCGUUGGGUCCAUGGUUCAUUGGAGAAGUAAUUGAUGGGCACAAUGGGGCCUGCUUUGCUUUUGGCGUGUUUGUGGAUGGGCAUUUUCUUGAAGGCAGUCUGACGUAUGUCGUGGGAAUUAUACAGGUGCUCUUCUUUAAUAUGCCUCUCACUUAUUACCUCUGCUGGAGUCUUCAUCACAGGUGUCGUGGCACCAAUUUCCACUCACACUUCUGCCGCCCAGGGUGCCGCUGGCGAACUCUGGUGAUGCACCUGGGCAUGCUGGUCCUUUUGAUCUGGCAGGCCUAUUCUUGCUACUUCCUGUUGGAGACCUACGGGCCACUUGCCUUCUUCCUGUCUCCAGUACGUACCUGGGCCCUGCUCAUGAGCCUGCUGCUGGUGUACAGGGUGUGGUGGGGACCGCCUCCUCGAUUCUCUGAUGGUAGCAAGACCAACAGGCCAUCGUGCCACUGA